Molecule: messenger RNA, 367 nt
Organism: Pelodiscus sinensis (Chinese soft-shelled turtle)
Lineage: Eukaryota; Metazoa; Chordata; Testudines; Trionychidae
Source: RefSeq, a predicted model, not a curated record
UGCGGCGGCCUGUGGCCCCCGCCGGCCCCCCAGCCCCCCGAACCCCGGCAGGCCACGCUGGCCGAGGGCAAGGCCCCCAAGGCCUUCAACUGCCACGUGGAGUACGAGAAGACGGACCGGGCCCGGAAGAACAAGCCCUGCCUCUACGACCCGGCCAAGGUGUGCUUCCACGGAGCCAGGCAGAGCCAGGCCGCCUGGCUGUGCGCCAAGCCCUUCAAGGUCAUCUGCAUCUUCGUCUCCUUCUGCAGCUUCGACUACAAGCUGGUGCAGAAGGUCUGCCCCGACUACAACUUCCAGCAGGAGCGCCCCUACUUCGGCUGACGUGGCCCCCGGGCGCCGCGGGCAGGAGGCUGCUGUGGGGCCCCCC